ACGGCACAUACACAACACUGCGGCAUCUCUGCGUGUCCCAGAGAUUCAUUUUUGAUACAUCACGCCGAUUUCCGAAACAACAGUUUCAAAUUCAAUUGGUCCCCAAUUGUUGUUGCAUUGUUGAAACCUUUAGUGAAAAGUAGUGGUUGCUGUUGAAAAACAGUCUUAGACUUCAAAAUGUUCCGAAAUCAGUAUGACAGUGAUGUUACGGUAUGGAGUCCACAAGGACGUUUGCACCAGGUUGAAUAUGCCAUGGAGGCAGUCAAACUUGGAUCUGCCACCGUUGGCCUUAAAAACAAAACUCAUGCUGUUAUUGUAGCUUUAAAGAGAGCAACUUCAGAAUUAUCAUCUCAUCAAAAGAAAAUUUUUCCCAUUGACAAGCACAUUGGCAUUGCCAUGUCUGGUCUUACUGCUGAUGCCAGAAUGUUGAGCCGAUACAUGAGAACAGAAUGUUUGAAUUAUAAAUAUUCUCAUGAUAAUACCUUGCCAGUCAGUCGGCUCAUCACAAACUUAGGAAAUAAAAUGCAGACUUGCACUCAACGAUAUGAUAGGAGGCCAUAUGGAGUAGGAUUAUUAGUAGCUGGUUAUGAUGAUCAAGGUCCUCACAUCUAUCAAACGUGCCCAUCGGCCAAUUAUUUUGAUUGCAAAGCUAUGGCUAUUGGUGCAAGAUCUCAAAGUGCCCGAACUUAUUUAGAAAAACAUCUUAAUGAAUUUAUGAGUUGUGAAGUAGAAGACCUCAUCAAACAUGGUUUGAGAUCAUUGCGUGAUACCUUACCUAAUGAGGCUGAUUUAUCUACUAAGAACGUUUCUAUUGGAGUUGUUGGAAAAGGAACUGAUUUCAAAAUCUUAGAUGAAGCAGAAACUCAACGUUACCUUUCUGAAAUUGAAGGUGAUGAUAAACGCACCAGACCUUCAGAUGGUGAUGCACCAUCUGAUGAUAGACCACCACAAGAUCCUCCUGCAGAUCCUCUUGCCCAAGAUCCUCAAGUUGCUGUUGCUACUGAAGAAAGAUCUGCAGCAAUGGAUACAGAAUGAUGAAAGUAAUUUACAUAUUGAUAACAUCAAUUUUUAUUCAGUGGUCGAGAGUAAAUAAAGAUUAACACUUAAUUACUGUUUCUUAUUGUAACAUUCGUUAAUUUUUCAUUCUGAUGAUUUUGUGAAUAUGGUCUUUAUUUCAAUAUAAUUUGUCUAUUUACAUUAUAAGUAUUUUGAAAUAUAUUUGUAUAACAUUUGAAUUUGCUUAGCAAAUAAGUCAAUUUAAAAAAUAAAUCAACAUUACUAUUUUA
This is a messenger RNA of Trichogramma pretiosum, 1286 nucleotides long. It is a transcript of the gene Prosalpha6, whose product is annotated as proteasome subunit alpha type-1. Gene Ontology annotation, biological process: ubiquitin-dependent protein catabolic process. Gene Ontology annotation, cellular component: proteasome core complex; proteasome core complex, alpha-subunit complex; nucleus. The record is from RefSeq and is a predicted model, not a curated record. The transcript is spliced from 5 exons. NCBI's taxonomy places the organism in Eukaryota, Metazoa, Arthropoda, Insecta, Hymenoptera, Trichogrammatidae. Bases 178 to 1035 code for a protein of 285 amino acids.